AUGUUCUCGAGCAAAUUCAUUCUCGGGGGCAUUUUGAUGGCUGCAGUAGGUGACUUCCUAGCCUUUAAAUACUAUCCGGAGGGAGGCUCCAGAUUUGGCUGGACAUUCCAUCAAAUGAAAGGUAACUUGAUGAAAGUCCAAAAUUUCACUCACAAACUCGCAGAUAUGUUUUGCAACGAUCCUGAGCAAUGCAAGAAUGCUACCGAUAAAUUUUUCAUGAUCGUUGCCAGUCUCCCCCAGGACUUUGUGUCGCAGUUUGCAGACUUAAUGAGCAAGUUUGGUGAGUCGUCCAAACAACAGGAAGGCGGAGAGGUUAAUCGGAAACCAACUGAAACCAUGAGAGCGGCUGUCAACUAUUCAAACGGAGAAGUUCAAAUCCAAGGCGAUCCAAAGAAAGGAGAAACCGUCAUAAAGUCGCUGAAGUUUUCAAUUUACGAGGAAAACAAUCUUUGUGACCUCAUGGAGGGGAUACCCCCGGAGGAAUAUGAUGCAACAGUCGACGACAUCGCCGAAUUAACCAACAUGCCGGAAAACCUCACAAAAGCUAUUAAACGAGCUAAGAACUUUUCUGGAGGAAAAGUGAAGGCGGUUAGAAGGUUGCAAUUCCAACCGGAAGAUGGAAACUUGGUUUUUGGCCGAGUAGCUGUUAUUCGCGGGGGCAAGCUGCUUGAUAUGGCUUACUCGCUUCACGCUCUGAAGUAUGUACUUGCGCCGAGCCAACGCAGACCUGAAAACGCCCAGAAGUUGGAACAGUUUUCCGAAAGCCUAGAUGAAGACGAAGAGGGCGGCCGGAAGGAGUUCCAGGAGAUUUCAGUUGAGCUAAGAAACGAUUUUUUGGCGUUCUUCCAUAAAGAGGCUAUCCAGGGGUUUGUUAAGCAAUGCGACUUCGUGCUAAAGGCACUGAACGACGAAAACAAAGAUGCUGAAAUUCUUCAACAUAUUGGUGUUAGCAAAGACGGAAAAGCUGUGGAAAAGGACAAGAUAACUAGGGACUAACGGCUGGGACAAAUUUCUCAGAGUUGCUUAGAUGUCACUGGUUCGACACUGCACGGUAGUCUUUUCAUCUAGACCCAAUGUGUCACAAUUGUACUAAACUUAGAUCGAAGGAUUGAGCCAAAGUUAUAGAUUUAAGCACCUUAGAUAGUGAUUCGAAGUAAAUUAGAUGCAUAUCGAUCAUAUGACCAGGAAAACUAAGUCAUCAUUAAUAAUGUGAGUCUCUCUUUUUCUCGGAAAUGGUAUAAGGGGCUGGUCACGCUUGAUGUUGCCCCCAGCGAAGAAAUGGAUAAAAAUGGUUACCCUCUGUCCACAGUUUACUGAACAGAUUGUAGGCAAUCACGUGAUUAAGUCAAAGGUGACGUUUUGUUCAUAAGACUAUAAAUAACUUCUACAUUUCAGUAAAAUUUGAAAGGUGUACUUACAAUACAUGCCUGCAUGACACUGUUUGUUUUCUUUUUUGAAUUGAUAGUUUGUUGUUUUUUUGUUUCGUUUAUGAAUCGAUGCGGUUUUCGUAUUUCAGUAUUUUGUAGUACUCCCGCGGUUUUCUGAUUGUGCGUUACUUGAGUAGCUUUCCUUUCUUACUAUACCAAUAGCCAAUAUUAGCUUAUUUGGUCGAAAGUUAAAAUGUAAAACGGAUCAGUAUGAUACCUAAUUGAAAGUAUUCUAUUAAACAGUGAUUUUUCGGCAGCAUUUGUGUAUUUGGGGGUCUGUCGAUGUCGCGAGGACAACUGCAUCUUGCUCUCUCCUUUUUAAUUACCGACAAUAAUUUUAUAUUUUUGCUGAUUUUUUUUUUCGUUUGCCAUUACCAGGUUAGGUAAUCAUGAUUUUGUCUUUCUUCUUUUCGAAAAGCAAAAGCAAAAUAACACAACACUCAGGCUUUCUGGAAAUAUCUUUUUGACCCUCUUUAACCACUCUGGUGUAAACAGUAAAUGUUUAUUUCCACGUUUUAUUCAUUGAAAAGGGAAUCAAGAAGGAAAAUCCUAAAAAGAAAGAAACCUCUAGAUAUAUGCUGAUUUAACAUUGCUACGUCACGAAGAUAUUGUUGUUUUAGGUCAACUCUGGGCUGAAGUCAUUUCUCAGUGUCAUUAGCAAUAUUUAUACGUAAAAUGUUCCAGUAAAGUUAUGAAGUAAUAUAUCAAGCAUGAGAAACACAGUGUCAAAUGCUUGAUAUUACUUCUAAAACAAAAUGAUUUGACCAGGAGAAAUUAAAGAUGCAGUAAUGAACAGUUUUUCAUCUAAUUUCCAAACACUGAUUAAACAUUUGUAUUUUCUUCAUGGAUUAUUGAGGAGUUCGAGAUAUCAAACAAAUUUCAUAAGGGAAGAUAUCAAAACAAAUUUCGUAAGGGAAGAUAUCAACAAAUUUCAUAAGGGAAGAUAUCAGAACAAAUUUCGUAAGGGAAGAUAUCAAAACAAAUUUCGUAAGGGAGACAGGAAUCUCUGCAUUAAAACCUGAAAAGGUUGGCCCGAACUUUUUAAGUUUCAAUCCAUGCCAAUCCUAGCCAUCUGUUGCAUCAGAGGACAGGAAACAAUUUCCAUGCUUAAAUAUAGUCUUAAGUAACAAAACUAGACUAUUAUUUUUGACAUUCAGUUGAUGCGAGAAAAGUUUUAGCUUUUAAAAAACAUGGAAAAUUUCUCGACGUAUUUAUUUAAAGGUAUUUAAUCGCUUUCACCAUGAUUACAAUGCUAAAAAAGACUAGGGGAAAAAAAUACAUUUGAACAACACACAAAAACGAGGGACGAAGGUGCGGGAUACACAACAGAGCGAGGCUCCAAAUUAAGUGUGCCCUUACGGAAAAUACACAAACACUAACUAUGUAAACAUUAGACGUAGCCCCUUCAAAGACAUUCGAAGGUUUUCGUUCCGUCUUUUCUUGUUACCAAUUGAAAAUAAGGGCGCCCCUGUCGCACUUUUAGUAAUCCGCUUCGUUCUAGCCAAGGGCCACGUGAAAAGAAAAGAGAUGGUUGAUUAGAUCAUUAUAGUGCAAUAUACUUUCAACAGCGUCGAGCAAAAAAAAUGGGCUACAUAACCACUUGCUAGUCUAAGCUUCAUUAAUACAAGCUAAUCUUACGUUUUGUUUGGUGUUAUUCAAUAAUUAAGUUUUGAUGUCAAUGUUAGAAAUUUCUCUAUCGUUCGGUUGUAUCGCAAAAUCCAGUUUUUAAAAACUCAAACUCUAAAAAUUGAUUGAAAAUAUCUUUCUUAUCAGUUUUACAAAAUAUGGUGACUCUUUAAUUUUUUUGUUCUAGUGGGUAAUUACACUACAUUUCUAGUGUAUUUAAAAACCUCCAAGAAAUACUUAGAAAUGUCUCAAAUUUAUAACGUUUACGGGACUGAAUAAUUCUCGUGUUACUUCUGCAACACGAGACGUUUUCUUCUUGCCUGGCAAUUUUUCAACCGAAAAACAAAACAAUAAUUAUGUAUGAAAUUAGAUAGGAAAUCUAUUGAAUUCCCAGUUAACAAAACUUUGUGAUCUUGAUCUUGGAUCUUCGACGAAUCCUAAAUUCCAAAAUAUAUUUUUUAAAGAUCAAAAGAAAAAAAAGAUAAAAGCUUCGGUUUUGAAUACCUCUCCCGUAACCAAUCUUAGUGAUUUCCAUCGCUCAAAAGCCGUCAAUUAUCUUACAUAUUUCUCUCUGCCAAUAAUUACGAAUAAGCCAAAAACUGUUUUCUCUGUUUUCCAUGUCACUUUUUAUAGCUGAAGAAAUCUUAUCAUUCUGAAAAUAUGUGCUCUAUUCCCUCGAUUUGUCCCGAAAGUGUAACCUUCAACGUGAGGCGUAACGUUUUGCGUUGAAUUUUUUUUUUUUUUAAUUGAAAUAGCCAUUUUGAUUUGACCGGUAUGAUGAAUAUGUAAUACGUGUAAUGCGGCACGCGAAGUAAUUAAUUUUUGAACCCUGCUGCGUUGGUUAAGUAAAUGAACAUUAACUCACGAUCUUUAACUAUUAGAUAAUCGCAUUUUAACAGCUGCGAUUAACUUGUGCGUGCUUCUUUGACGCAAUAACCGAAAACUUAUGCAUUGCUAAAAUGGCUUUUUGUUUCUAGAAAUGGUUUUAUCAAAGAACAAGAUAACUAAACCAACACGCUUGCGUUUGAAGAUAAGAGCUUUCGUUGUUGUUUUACCUUUUUAUGAAAAAAAAAUAGAGAAAAAUAUCUUUUUUCCUUCCAGCGGCUUAUUGGAGUGGCAAAGCUCGAGUGGCCAGGUGGAGUUCGAGAAUGUGCAAUUUUCCGUUUUAGAAAACAUCGGUAUUCUAGAUUCUUCUUCUUAUGCCCCGUCUUGAGCAGUGAAGGUAAAAAAAUCUGUGUUCUUUUUAGCUUCCAUUUUAACGAUGAGUUGGCUGCGUAAUAUAAGACUUCCUUCAAAAGGUUGAGUUUGAUCGUCCGGGUGAACGACUUCCUUAUUGUACUCGGGCAUACGUUAGGGCCUUAGCAUGGCAAAACGUCACCCUUACUUUAAAAGGUACGGUUACCAUACGCUGAAUUUCAGAAUGACAGUAGCAGAAGUAAGUGCUACUAAAGGCGAGCACGAUAAACAAAACUUUCGUCACAAAACGUAACAAAAUUCAAACAGCGGGACCUGUUCCCCGGGGGAGGGGUGUUCGGCAAAAUUAAUGCUUACACGGGGGGGCUCCGCCACGGGGUCCAAACCCUUACCUUUUAUAUACUAUUUUUCACAAAAAAGGUACGCCUUUCACAUACCUUGUUUAGAACUUUAAAUUUCUUUUAACUGCUGUAAAUGCACUGCCUUUUAAAUAGGAAUCAAUCACAAAAAUAGAACGUUUUCUCAACUUUAUAAAGCCAUAAAAUUCAUCUGUUAGCUCUUUUGGGCCCUUUCACAGACCCAAAUGACAGAUUUACCUACCCUUCUAUAUACUUCAACUAGUGAAAUCCCUACCUUUCAUGUACCUGAAGCCUGAAAAAGGUAUUACCCCUUUCGGGCGGAGCCUACCCGUAUAGGCCAUCAUAGGGAGUACCCCCCACCCCCCGUACCUGUUCAGAAGCUUUCAUUUCAAUGGUCACGCCUCAUGGCUGAUUCCAUUUCCCGACCUUGGACUCAAAGCUAGAAACCCCUUCUACAGCGGUAUAAUAAACAGCAAACCAUCAGGAAGAUAAUGAUGGUAUAGCUAGCUUACAAAUCAUUUGGAAAAUUGCAAAGGAAUAGCCAAUGCAACUAGUACAGAUUUCUACAGUUUUCCUGCGGGUCGAGACUACAGAAGAAAGGUCCUUUAGAAAAAAAAAGUGCAUGACACUUUCAAAUCCUCGACUGGGACGUUAAACAAUACUGAUUUGCAUGAACUACAAAGAAAUUCCCAAAGUACAAAGUGAAAUGACGUGCAAAGAUGAGCUUCGGCCACUUUCUUAAGCAUUUCUUCAUUUUUCGGGAAUUUUUCAAAAUUGGCCAGAACUUGACAUUUAUCUAAAUGGUAGUACUAAGAGAUUUUAGCUAGCUUAAGACGUGAGAUAAACAACCCAAAAAGUUGUAAUAGAUGGAUGUGGCUAAAGCCUUCCCUUUGCGUGCUUUCAAUUCACACGAAUUUGAUUGUUUUGUUUUUGCUAAUAGUUUGAAAAACGAGUUUCCUUGAUCAUAUCAGUUUAGUCUUGCGUGUUUUGUGGAGGGAGAAUGAGCUAAGGAGCAGCUGUUUUCAUCAAUGAAAGAGCUUGAUAAAAAUUAAAAUGAUAUAUGGUAAUAACUUUAUUUUAUAGAGAUGGUAAGAAAGUCUCCUCCAAGAACAGAACGCUAG
Molecule: messenger RNA, 5727 nt
Organism: Porites evermanni
Lineage: Eukaryota; Metazoa; Cnidaria; Anthozoa; Scleractinia; Poritidae
Source: the annotation of a GenBank genome assembly